Halichondria panicea is the source of this 1968-nucleotide messenger RNA. RefSeq names its product denticleless protein homolog. The transcript is spliced from 11 exons. Gene Ontology annotation, molecular function: protein-macromolecule adaptor activity; protein binding. Gene Ontology annotation, biological process: proteasome-mediated ubiquitin-dependent protein catabolic process. Gene Ontology annotation, cellular component: nucleus. The record is from RefSeq and is a predicted model, not a curated record. The coding region runs from base 75 to 1844 and encodes 589 amino acids. NCBI's taxonomy places the organism in Eukaryota, Metazoa, Porifera, Demospongiae, Suberitida, Halichondriidae.
CACACCUCCCAUGCCCACGAGGUAAACGCAAAAGACAAGGUUGAAAACUAAGCUAAGUGCAGCAGUGACUUUAUAUGUCUCUGAGUAUCAUACACAGUGUCCAGAAAUGGCAGACCUCCCCUUCAAGAUUCACAGGUGGGAAUGAUCUCCUUUGGAUCCUGUCUGACUUUAAAUGCCUCAAGGGAGACGAUCUACUGUUCUAUGGACCAGACGAUGAAUACAUUCCUCCUCUGGCGUGUAAGUUCAGCGUAGACGGUCUAAAUGGUAACCUGCUGGCUGUGGCAGACGAGGAGGGAAUUGUAGGACUGUAUGACACAAGGAGAAAAUUAUCGGAGUCUAAACUUUCCAGAUUUGAAGCUCACAGAAAUGCAGUGUUUGAUAUUGCUUGGUUGCCUGGAGGCACACAACUUGUGACUGCCUCAGGGGACCAGCGACUGUGUCUAUGGGAUGUGGUCGGGGAGACACUCCUGACCACUUUCUCUGGUCACAAGGGAAGUGUCAAGUCGGUCUGUGUCAAGAAGAACGAGCCCAGUGUGAUAGUGUCUGGUAGUCGUGAUGGCAGUAUCAUGGUGUGGGACACUCGGUGCACUGGUAAAGGGUCAUCGCAGAAACCUAUCAACAUCAUACACUCGGCACAUGAGAAAGAGGGACGAAGACAAAAUGGCCGCAAUAAAGCAACGUGUAGUGCGUCUAGUGUGACAGCUGUGCUCUUCCAUGGAGACAAGAUAGCUUCCUGUGGGACCAGUGAUGGUGUUGUGAAGCUGUGGGACAUGCGACGAUACUACACAAAUCACAAACGUGCCCCACCCCCCUGCUGGCACUCGUUUGCCCCUGUGGAGAGAGGGGGACGUGUCUACGGUUUCAACUCCCUCGUGGCCGACACCCAUCAGAGCGCUCUCUAUGCCAGUGCCACUGAUGACAUCAUCUACAAGUACAGUACAAGCACCCUGGGGCAGGCACCUGUGGAUGGCUACAGUGGACACAAGAGCUCCUCUAUGUUCUACUCCAAGGCCUGUCUAAGUGGGGAUGGGGAAUAUCUACUGACUGGCUCCAGCUGUGGCUAUGCCUAUAUCUGGAAGGUGAGGGACUCCCGAGUUCCCCCUCUACUGCUCCAGGGUCAUAGCAAGGAGGUGACAGCUGUAGACUGGUGUCCCACCAACCUGGACAAGGUGGUGACAUGCUCUGAUGACAACGACUUGUUUCUAUGGCGAGUGAUGAGGGGUGGGCAGUGGGCGUGUCGGGAGAGAGGGGCCUACACCAUCGGGGACACUACCCAGUACAGUGGAAAUGAGCAUCUGAAGGCUCAAAAAAGGAUUCUAGAGAUGUAUAGAAAAGCACAACCGUCCACCGAGACUCCCCCUAAAAAUCACACCUCCAGUACGAAAAAGACUACUCAAAGCCCAUGGAAUCCGAAAACUGAGACAAAAUCAGGAACUCUGAGAGGCUCUCUUCAAAUCAACUCACGAAGUCAACCCACAAUCUCCUCUACAAUGACCCCCACAACUCAAAUUUCGAAUUCAACCUCUACAACUAAUUCAAAAGCAACCCCUAAUCAAGAAGACAUGACAACAAGUAACAUCGCUACCCCUAAACCAACAAUCACUACAGACUCUGAGAACCUCCCCCAAACAUUGAAACAAGAGACUCCGCCCACUCAUGUAUCCGCUCUCGGUAGUCGUAAGAGGAAGCUUAUGUUGUCGGCCAAACAGAGCACAAAGAAAGUAAGAAAGAGUUGCUCAACUUGUGGGCCAUCACUAGCUGGCAAGAACUCUGUUGCUAAAAGAACUGCACAGACUUGUAGCAAAUGUAUGCCUUCUCUGCGUACUUAUUUCAAACCACAAUAGAGUUGUGUUUUAACAUUAUAAUUGGCAUUGUUCAAAUUACUGUUUGUACAAAACAUAAGAUGCAGCUGCUCUUACAGAUCUGUAUAAUUAUAGAUCUAUUACAUGGCUACGGCCAUUCUGUGUG